AUGUAUCAUCAACAAACCAGACACGGAGAUAAUUCGUGGACAGAAGUCAAGCGGAGGAAGCGACAGUCAGGCGGUGGGAGGCAUCAAUGGGACACUAGCAAUGGGGGGAGGAAGUUAGAGAAGAACAGAAAGCAGUUAACAACGUUUUUCUUCACGGAAUUCCCAGAUGGGUGUGAUGCUAGAGAGAUGUAUACCAUCUUCAAGGACUUUGGCGACAUUGAUGAAGUUUUUAUUCCGAUGAGAAAGGAUAAACGCGGUAAAUGGUACGGUUUCGUGAGAUUCUUUAAUAUGGAGGAAGCGAGAUUGAUGGCAAUAAAGUUAGAUAACAUCUUCAUCGGAUCAAGGAAAAUUCAUGCAAAUCUUCCGAGAUUCGAUAGAGAGAUAAGAGGGUCAAGGGAGCAUGAUGUGAUGCAUCAUCGGAAUAAUCAGGGGCGGAGUGAUGAAGAUGUUAGACACAAUACAAACACCAGGGGAGGAAAACUUGAGCAUAAGGCGCGAUGGAGUAUUAGGGAUACCAACAGGAAAUCUUACGCUCAAAUGGUGGAGGGGAAAUAUGUGGAUGGGCAGCUGCAAGCUAGGAAAAUCCCUUUUGUUCAUAUGGAGUAUAAUAUGGAGGAAGCUGACAUGAACCAGUUUCAAAAAGCUUUUGUUGGGGUGGUGGAGAAUCCAGGUGCAACAUACAACAUACAAGAGUAUUUCAAUAUGGAAGGUUAUUUUGGAGUGAAGGUAACACCAAUGGGGGCAAACUUGUGCUUACUUGAAGAAAGCGAGGAAGGUGAACUGAGUGCUUUGAUAGAAGAGGCUUCAGACUGGAUUAAGCAAUGGUUUUUGGAAAUCAGACCUUGGCGCCCUGAGGAUGUCGACAAUGAAAGGCUCACCUGGCUUAGAGUGUUUGGUCUCCCUUGUCAUGCCUGA
Molecule: messenger RNA, 915 nt
Organism: Vicia villosa (hairy vetch)
Lineage: Eukaryota; Viridiplantae; Streptophyta; Magnoliopsida; Fabales; Fabaceae
Exons: 1
Coding region: 1-915 (304 amino acids)
Biological process (GO): mRNA splicing, via spliceosome
Cellular component (GO): nuclear speck
Molecular function (GO): RNA binding
Source: RefSeq, a predicted model, not a curated record